GUUGAUGAGUGACUACGAAGUUACAUUAGUCAACGAUAAUAGGCAAGAGUUCUACGUGCGCUUCAAGGGCCCAGAGGAGACACCCUUCCAAGGCGGCCAUUGGAAGAUCCACGUCGAGCUACCAGAUCAGUACCCAUACAAGAGUCCAAGCAUCGGGUUCAUUAACCGAAUCUUUCAUCCUAACAUUGACGAGUUAUCCGGGUCCGUUUGCUUAGACGUCAUCAACCAAACCUGGUCUCCUAUGUACGACAUGAUAAACAUUUUCGAAGUUUUCCUCCCACAGCUCCUACGUUACCCCAACCCUUCAGACCCCUUGAAUGGCGAAGCCGCUGCUAUGUUGAUGCGGGAACCCAAGAGCUACGAAAUUAAAGUGAAAGAGUACGUCGCAAAAUACGCUAGCAAAGAUGCUGUGGACGAUGCCGGGGAAGACACAGAGUCUGAAGACGAGUUGAGCUCAGCCGGUAGCUAUGAGUCGGACGGAGAGGAGCCAGCGGGGAGAUUGGAUGAUGUUUGAACUAUCUCAACAUCUUUUUCACUUGUUUAUCUCCCGGAAUAAUCGCGGGUCCGACCUUUUUAAUCACGUCUCCAGUCUCACCUAACAGUUUCAUGGAAUUCGCGGGGUUUAGUAUUUAUGGCGUUAUUGCGACGGAGUUCUGACAGCCAGAGUCAAUUAUACGUUAAGCCAAAGCUAUGGUGCAAUUUGCGAGUUGGGGCCCAUGUUUCGUGAAUGCGUUUAACUACAUCAUGUUUUAUAUCAUUUGAUUUUCUAGUUCCUAUCUCUUAGUUUUUGAAUAUCUUUAUACUCUCUAUUCAUAUCAUUAUUUGGCGAUCUAAUGGGUACAGUGCUACCUUAGUCUAUCUGGAAGCCCCUGCUUAGAUCGCACUCAAUUCGUUUGCUCGCUCCCUUCAGUAAUCUUGUCUCUUUGCGAUUUAAUCUUC
Molecule: messenger RNA, 939 nt
Organism: Aspergillus versicolor CBS 583.65
Lineage: Eukaryota; Fungi; Ascomycota; Eurotiomycetes; Eurotiales; Aspergillaceae
Product: E2 ubiquitin-conjugating protein UBC8
Exons: 5
Coding region: 5-514 (169 amino acids)
Biological process (GO): ubiquitin-dependent protein catabolic process; protein polyubiquitination
Cellular component (GO): nucleus
Molecular function (GO): ubiquitin conjugating enzyme activity
Source: RefSeq, a predicted model, not a curated record